Aspergillus luchuensis is the source of this 507-nucleotide messenger RNA. RefSeq lists its product as uncharacterized. The transcript is spliced from 3 exons. Lineage: Eukaryota; Fungi; Ascomycota; Eurotiomycetes; Eurotiales; Aspergillaceae. Bases 1 to 507 code for a protein of 168 amino acids. Gene Ontology annotation, cellular component: cytosol; nucleus. The record is from RefSeq and is a predicted model, not a curated record.
AUGGCCAACCAAUCGCCACUACGCAUCGCAGUCCUCAUCAACACACCUCCUGGUAAUGAGUUCUGGAACGAUGUCCGCGGGUCUUAUCAAGAUGCCUUUGAUGUUAUUGCACCAAACGCCAAAGUCGAUAUGUACGAUCCCGUGUUUGAAGGAAGUUUCCCCGAUCCUCAAGAGUAUGACUUGAUCGUCUUGAGUGGAGGGAAAGCCGAUGCCUCAUCCUCGGAGCCCUGGGUCCUUGGUGUUUUAGACUUCCUCCGUAGGACUGCGCGGGAGUCACCAAAGACUAAGAUCCUGGGUAUCUGCUGGGGCCACCAAGCUAUAUCAAGAGCAUUUGGCGGAGAAGUACGAGCAGUGCCUACGGGACCCAUUGCCGGCCUUGAAGAUGUGAAGUUGACCGAAGCUGGAAUGAAGUUUUUCUCUACCCGAUCCGGUGUUAAGACCUACAGGUUACCGGAGUUUCAUGUACGAGAGGUGGCCCGUGCUCCGUUCUGGAGCAAACGAAUCUAG